Malus domestica (apple) is the source of this 1489-nucleotide messenger RNA. RefSeq names its product probable prolyl 4-hydroxylase 9. The record is from RefSeq and is a predicted model, not a curated record. Gene Ontology annotation, biological process: peptidyl-proline hydroxylation to 4-hydroxy-L-proline. Gene Ontology annotation, molecular function: iron ion binding; L-ascorbic acid binding; procollagen-proline 4-dioxygenase activity. NCBI's taxonomy places the organism in Eukaryota, Viridiplantae, Streptophyta, Magnoliopsida, Rosales, Rosaceae. Gene Ontology annotation, cellular component: endoplasmic reticulum.
CUAAUAUUCCUAGUACCAUUGGAUUCCAAUUUCCAAAUCUCCAAACCCCAAAUCUUACAAAUUGACUGUGCCCCCAAUAAUUUUGGUAAAUAAUUCAAAUCACAAUCCCUGUUUGUCACAAAAUCUCAGUCUUUUUUUUUAACACCAAAUCCCGCCGUGCCGUGCGUGCAAUUAGAUUUAAAGAACACGGUUUGCUUACUCAAAGGCCACGGCAGAAGAGACCAAAUAGAAGCCACCAAUUCUCCAGCAGCAGCAAUUGAAGAGUAGUAAAAUUACCAAUGAGACCCAAAAGCGGUAAAGGGAAUUGGAGCUCCAAGUUCAAGUUCAAGGGCAAACUUGGGUUGCCCACUACUUUCAUCUUCUGCUCCUUCUUCUUCCUUGCCGGCUUCUAUGGCUCCUCCCUCCUCUCUCAGGAUGUCGGUGGUGGUGGUGGUAGGCUGAGAGUGAGAGCUAGACUUUUAGAAACAGAGUACACUUCGAUGCCUUAUGGAGAGACCGGUGACGAUUCUUUAACUUCCAUUCCCUUUCAGGUCUUGAGUUGGUAUCCCCGAGCAUUAUAUUUUCCUAAUUUUGCAACUCCGGAGCAAUGCGAAAGCAUAAUUGGCUUGGCAAAGCCACACCUUAAACCAUCGACUUUGGCCUUGCGAGAAGGAGAGACAGAGGAGAGCACAAGGGAUAUACGAACAAGUUCCGGCAUGUUUCUUUCCGCUUCUGAUGAUAAAUCCGGGACUCUGGAUGCAAUUGAGGAAAAGAUUGCAAGGGCUACAAUGCUUCCCAGGAUACAUGGAGAGGCAUUUAACGUCUUGCGCUAUGAGAUCGGGCAGAAGUAUAAUUCUCAUUAUGAUGCAUUCCACCCUGACCAAUACGGUCCACAGAAGAGCCAAAGGGUUGCAUCGUUCUUGUUGUAUUUAACUGAAGUUCAAGAAGGCGGUGAAACCAUGUUUCCAUAUGAGAAUGGCUCAAACACGGAUGGAACCUAUGAUUUUCGGGAAUGUGUUGGCCUGAAAGUGAAGCCACGCAAAGGGGAUGGACUUCUGUUUUAUUCAUUGCUCCCAAAUGGUACAAUUGAUCCGUUAGCGUUACACGGGAGCUGUCCUGUAAUCGAAGGGGAAAAAUGGGUAGCUACAAAGUGGAUCAGGGAUCAAGAACAAGAGGAUUAGUUGCAGUUGCUAAUAGCAUUGUUGUAUAAUGCUCAAAUUUUCAUCCUCACUUGAGCAUUAACAGCACAACCUCAGCCAGCGGCGGGGGUCUUUCGUGUAAGAGCCUUCGUUUCGGUAUGGAUCGGAGUCUCGAGAAAUUUUCCGUCGUGUUGACAUCUUGUAUCUCAUCUAGCAAUUCAAUUAAAUAAGAGAAGGAGGUUUCAUUUGAAGCCAGAUAUGUGAAAUGUAGCCGGUACAAAUAAGAUGUAUUAUGCAACAAAAGUAAAGAAUUUUGACAAUUCCAUUCUGUUUCAGUUCCAUGCAAUAACAGCAAGUACAAUUUUGCUAAA